AAAAUAUAUUUAUUCGAAACCGAAAACUACGGAAUUUUCUAUUUUUGGCGAUUUAAUAAAAUUGAAGUUAAUUAGAAGAUUGAGUCGAUAUUUACUGUGACUGCAAACAAUAGAUAACUGUAAUAAUCCUUUCGGUGAAAUCCAAAUCUGAGAUUAAAGCACCCACACUUGGUAUAACACCAAACUCGCAAAAAAUGGGAAUGUCUGAGAGCCUUUUAAAUGAUGCCCAAACCGUUCUUUUAGCAGAAAUAUACAAAGAGUAUACUGGUCUUUGGGAUGAAACAGAUAUUACAUACAGAUUCAGUAACAGGCGACGAGAAGCCUUGAAGGCUGUUCACGAAAAUUUUAAAAACAAAUCGGGAUUAAGUCUAACAGAAUAUGAUAUUGGAUGUGAAAUUGCACGGCUUCGAAAAAUAUGCUCACACGAAAAGAGAUUAAAAAUUUUAUGCAAACAGCAAAAUAAAAAACAUAAGCCGAGUUGCACAUUUUAUGAACAUAUUUCAUACCUCGAAGUCGAUGUUACUCCCUAUGAAUGUUCAAUAUGUGAAAAAAUUAUUUCGGGUGUAUGUCAAUAUAAAAUACACUUGGCGUCACAUGAUGGUUCGCUUCCAUUUAAGUGCCAUGUCUGUGGUCAUGGUUUUAAAUUGUCCACAAAUUUGGCGGUACAUUUACGGAGACAUGUACAGGACUACCUAUACAAGUGUGAGAUAUGCAGCAAGCCGUGCGCAACGACCACAGAAAUAAAAAUUCAUAUGCGUUCUCAUACCGGCGAGAAGCCAUUCGUUUGCGAAAUUUGCGGUAAAAGCUUUCGUACUUCAUCAAGGAUUAAUACACAUAAGCGACGGCAUGAGAAUAGACCAACCCACAGGUGUGAAAUAUGCAAUAAGGGUUUCUUCAGUAAAUCCUUUUAUAGGGAACACAUGAAUGUGCACCAAAAUGUGCGUGAUAAAAUAUGCAACAUAUGCAAUAAAGGUUUUACAAGUGCUAAACAUCUAAGGCAGCACAAACAGAUCCAUGCUGCAGAAAAGAAGUAUGUUUGCAAGAUCUGUGAUAAACGAUUUGCUCAAAAUGCUGGGCUGAAUGGUCACAUGAAAUCACAUGGUAUAAUACAAGUUGCAGCAAAUUCGGAAGGAGUUGAAAAUGUGCUUUAAAAUAAAAUACAAAAAUUGUGUUUAAUUAUUAAUAUAAUUAAUAAAAUUUAACAACAUAUAUUGUUUAUUAUGACUUAACUAGCAGACCCGACCACUCGUUUUUGUGGCUAAGGUAUACAUUAAAUUUGUAAAUUUUUCAAUAUAGUGAAAAAAAUCUUACGCAACAUUAUAUCCGGUAAAUUUUAAAAUUAUUGAUAUACAGAGGUAGUCAAAAUUAUUUACACAUCGAACGUUUUUUUUUACAAAUU
Messenger RNA from Zeugodacus cucurbitae (melon fly), 1399 nucleotides. RefSeq names its product zinc finger protein 431-like. The transcript has 2 exons. Gene Ontology annotation, biological process: regulation of DNA-templated transcription. Gene Ontology annotation, molecular function: RNA polymerase II cis-regulatory region sequence-specific DNA binding; DNA-binding transcription factor activity, RNA polymerase II-specific. The record is from RefSeq and is a predicted model, not a curated record. NCBI's taxonomy places the organism in Eukaryota, Metazoa, Arthropoda, Insecta, Diptera, Tephritidae. The coding region runs from base 195 to 1151 and encodes 318 amino acids.